Messenger RNA from Protopterus annectens (West African lungfish), 1917 nucleotides. Its product is annotated as zinc finger protein 260-like. Gene Ontology annotation, cellular component: nucleus. Bases 90 to 1853 code for a protein of 587 amino acids. The record is from RefSeq and is a predicted model, not a curated record. The transcript has a single exon. Gene Ontology annotation, molecular function: DNA-binding transcription activator activity, RNA polymerase II-specific; RNA polymerase II cis-regulatory region sequence-specific DNA binding. NCBI's taxonomy places the organism in Eukaryota, Metazoa, Chordata, Ceratodontiformes, Protopteridae. Gene Ontology annotation, biological process: regulation of transcription by RNA polymerase II.
GGAGCACAGAUUGUACUGAUGGCUGGAGUCUGCAGUCAUCGCAGAGCAAAUGCUAUGAAUCUGAACAUGAUAAAGUUUUUCUGGAGAGGAUGGUGAUUACAAGACACAACCUGGUGCCAAGUGAAAGCAAACAUCAUAACUGUAUGGAAAACAAAGAUGAUUUUGGCAAGAAAGCUGAAUUGGAAAUGUGUCUGGAACCUCAAGAAGGAGAAAAGCCAUGCAGGCUUAAUCACAGCAAUAAUUUAAUGCUUCACUUUAGUGGCCUGACUCAUCAGUUAAUUCACAUUGGCAAAGGAAGAAUGAAUAUGUCAGCAAUAAAUAAGCAAGUAUACAAUGGAAAGGAACUGUGUAAAUAUGCCAUACAUGACAAGGGUUUUACAGAUAAAGUAAAAUUAGCAGCAAAUAACAUUACUCCUGUUAGACAAAAACCCUCAAACUGUACCAGCCAUGAAAAACAUUUUACAAAGAAGUCAAGAGUAGAAAAACAUCAGUGUAAUCACACUGGGCAGAAACCUUAUACGUGUGCUACGUGUGGAAAGGUGUUUACACGGAAGGAUGCCAUGGUAAGUCAUCAGUACACACACGCUGGGCAGAAACCUUAUAAGUGUGCAACAUGUGGAAAAGAGUUUGCAUGGAAGAAUGCCAUGGUAAGACAUCAGUAUACACACACUAGGCAGAAACCUUAUAAGUGUGCUACAUGUGGAAAGGGGUUUAUACAGAAGGGUGAAAUGGUAAGACAUCAAUAUGCACACACUGGCCUGAAACCUUAUAAAUGUGCUACAUGUGGAAAGGGGUUUACACAGAGGUCUAGCAUAGUAAGUCAUCAGUGUAUACACACUGGGCAGAAGCCUUAUAAGUGUGCUACGUGUGGAAAGGAGUUUGCGUGGAAGGAUGCCAUGGUAAGACAUCAGUAUACACACACUAGGAAUAAACCUUAUAAGUGUGCUACAUGUGGAAAGGAGUUUGCAUGGAAGGAUGUUAUGGUAAGACAUCAGUAUACACACACUAGACAGAAACCUUAUAAGUGUGCUACAUGCGGAAAGGGGUUUAUACAGAAGGGUGGAAUGGUAAGACAUCAAUCUGCACACACUGCUCUGAAACCUUAUAAGUGUGCUACAUGUGGAAAAGGGUUUACACAGAAGGCUUCCAUGGUAAAACAUCAGUAUACACACACUCAGCAGAAACCUUAUAAGUGUGCUACAUGUGGAAAGGGAUUUGCACAGAAGGAUUAUAUGGUAAGACAUCAGUAUACACAUACAGGGCAGAAAGCUUAUAAGUGUGCUACAUGUGGAAAGGGGUUUAUACAGAAGGGUGCCAUGGUAAGACAUCAGCAUGCACACACUGGUCUGAAACCUUAUAACUGUGCUACAUGUGGAAAGGGGUUUGCAUGGAAGGAUUCCAUGGUACGACAUCAGUAUACACACACUAGGCAGAAACCUUAUAAGUGUGCUACAUGUGGAAAGGGGUUUAUACAGAAGGGUGCCAUGGUAGAACAUCAGUAUUCACACACUGGUCUGAAACCUUAUAAGUGUGCUACAUGUGGAAAGGGGUUUCUACAGAAGGGUGCCAUGGUAAGUCAUCAGUAUGCACACACUGGUCUGAAACCUUAUAAGUGUACUACAUGUGGAAAGGGGUUUCUACAGAAGGGUGCCAUGGUAAGUCAUCAGCAUGCACACACUGGUCUAAAACCUUAUAAGUGUACUACAUGUGGAAAGGCAUUUCUACAGAAGGGUGCCAUGGUACGUCAUCAGUAUACACACACUGGUCUGAAACCUUAUAAGUGUACUACAUGUGGAAAGGGAUUUGCACAGAAGGGUACCAUGGUAAGACAUCAGUAUACACAUACGGGGUAGAAAGAAAGAGGAAGUGUCUAAAUACUUGGGAAGUGAUGAAGGAUCAGCAAUAAAACAUGAACAA